AUGGAGCUCUGGGAAAGGGUCAGCACUUCAAGAGAAAAUCCCAUCUGUUCUGCAGGUGGCAUUCUGAUGGGUACCAGUCGGCACUACAAGACAAAGCCUACCCAUGGCAUUGGAAGGUACAAGCACCUAAAUAAAGCACAGGUGCCCAAGAAGAAGAGGGGAAAAGUGGAAGUGAGACCCAUUAAUUUGGGGACAGAUUAUGAAUAUGAGAUUUUAAACAUUCACUUGACCGCAUACGACAUGGCCGUGGCAGAGAGUUAUGCCCAAUAUGUUCACAACCUCUGCAACCAUCUAUCCGUUAAAGUUGAGGAAAGUUAUGCUAUGCCCACCAAAACCAUGGAGGUGUUGCAGCUGCAGGACCAAGGCAGCAAAAUGCUCCUGGACUCAGUUCUUACCACCCAUGAGCGAGUGGUUCAGAUCAGCGGUUUGAGUGCUACAUUUGCAGAGAUUUUUUUGGAAAUAAUCCAAAGCACUCUUCCCAAAGGAGUCAGAUUGUCAAUGAAGGAGCACUCUGAAGAAGACUUCAAGGGAAUGUUCAAAGCUCAGCCAGAACUGGAAGAACUGUUGGCCAAGUUGAACUAG
Messenger RNA from Zalophus californianus (California sea lion), 582 nucleotides. RefSeq names its product 39S ribosomal protein L48, mitochondrial-like. Lineage: Eukaryota; Metazoa; Chordata; Mammalia; Carnivora; Otariidae. Gene Ontology annotation, cellular component: mitochondrial ribosome. The transcript has a single exon. The record is from RefSeq and is a predicted model, not a curated record. The coding region runs from base 1 to 582 and encodes 193 amino acids.